Trypanosoma cruzi is the source of this 1863-nucleotide messenger RNA. RefSeq lists its product as uncharacterized. The transcript has a single exon. Gene Ontology annotation, cellular component: nucleus. Gene Ontology annotation, molecular function: oxidoreductase activity, acting on peroxide as acceptor; L-leucine binding. The annotation marks the transcript as partial. Gene Ontology annotation, biological process: negative regulation of TORC1 signaling; cellular response to leucine starvation; positive regulation of macroautophagy. The record is from RefSeq and is a predicted model, not a curated record. Lineage: Eukaryota; Euglenozoa; Kinetoplastea; Trypanosomatida; Trypanosomatidae.
AUGUAUUCCUCUUUGGCCUCGGCGGGGGAAUGGCCUGAUCUGUCGCGUGGCGCCCAGCCAUCACUUGAACCAUUUGCGAAACUCAGAUUGUGGAUCUUUCAGAUCAUCUGUCGUGCCUAUGAACUUGGACGUGAUGGAGCGCGGCGACACUCGGAGGAGGGAAUGUGCCGUCAACUUGCACCGACGGUGUUGUUCCGGGUAUGCUUGACAGAGAAAGAAAGCGGUGGAGUAAAAGGGACGUAUUCACCAAAGGAAGAGCUGUUGCGGUGCCCUGAGGCCCUUGUCAAAUUAAUGCAUUCCCCAACAGGGACAUCAGAUAUUGACGGGAUGAUUUAUGGUGUUGUGAAUUGCGCUUGCCAGUACCUUCAGGACGCGUGUGCGUUCUUGGAAUUGUCAAUGCAAGGAGAGGCCAGGGGUGUCAGUGGUGGUGGUAGUGGCAUGCAUCGAAAGCGAGGAGUUCUCAAUUCUCCGGUGUCGAAUGAUGAGGUCGAUUGUGGUUUUCCGUACUCCUCUUCUAGCGGCGUAGAUGUUUCUGGACGCGCCGAACAUUUUGGGGUUCGUAGGCAUUCAACACCUUCGGAAAACGUAUUACAUUUCCAGUCGGCUCAUAUCCCCGUGUAUAGCAGUGAAGACGGCACAUGUGCUAUCACUGGUGACCCUUCUCGCCGUAACGGUGUUUCUAUGGACGAAUGCGCUGUUUCAAGCCUUCAAGAAGCCCGGAUGAUGCUCCAGAUUAUCGUGGGGACAGCGUUUUCGUGCCCAAGUGAGCCUCUUGCCAAAGCUUUUCAGUUGGUCAUUGCGAGGGAAUUGGGACUAUCGUUACGUCCUUUUGAGGCAUGUUGUGGAGUGUUGAAGUUUCUUUCUUUUCUUAAUCCUACGCUAAGAGUAGCGAAUGAGGAGAGAAGACAGGGUGAAAAGAUCGGUUAUCUUUACUACUUGAAUGGUGUGCAGACGUCAGCAAGUUUGACAGAUGCGCUAUUUUCCUCUUCGGAGGCUACAGAUAGCAUACAGUGGUUUACGGCGCCCUCUCCCGCGGCGGUACUUCCAAAUUUGACGCGGUCGUUGACUGGGAGUUUGCUGGAGGUGAUGGAGGAGUUGCAGCAAGCAAAAGAUGGGAUAGCAGCAGCAGAGGCGUUGGCGACAACGUCCUUGUCGGCCAAUCCUACAAUGUCUGUGGCCAUACCGUCCUUCAGCCGCCGACGAGGCGGAGGCUGCUCGAACAAUCGGAUAAUCGGAAGCACUGGUGCGGAGAAGGAGCUGUUAAAUGCAGAGAGGGGGAAGGCGGGACAUGCAUCGAGGCAAACAGUAUGGGAUGCAUUGUGUCGUUGUAGCCUUACUAUUCCAAAGUCCGUACUCAGUGAAAGAUCUGACUUGUUGUACCGGAUAUUUUUCAAAAUGGGUGAAGUUCCACAGUACUACCAAAUUCUCUCUAUAUACCCAGAGGUUUUGCGGGCACAUCAUGCCACAUUUCAAUACAUAUUUUUUGAAGAAGGCCCGCUUCCUAUUUGCGAACGAUUGAUGAUAGCUUUGAUGGCAGCCAGUCGUCAAAAAUGUGAGUACCUUUUUUCUCGCUUUGCCGCUCUCUUGCUGCAUUUUGCGGAAAAGCAGCCAUCUAGUGAUGUGAUUGCGGAAAAUUGGCUAUUGCAAGGACCACCACCAAAGUUGCAGGCACUUCAACGUUUUAUAGCUAUUGCCACUCAUGUUCCAUGGCAAAUGAAACUGAAUGACAUCCGUGGUGCCAUGAACGCUGGAUGGAGCAUACCUGGUCUUAUACAGGCAUCCUGCAUCGUGGCAGAACGCUCUCAUUAUGUAGUUUUGUCAUGGGACUUUUUGUGCCGAACGAUAUGUGGGUAUCAAUACACU